Molecule: messenger RNA, 2328 nt
Organism: Mastomys coucha (southern multimammate mouse)
Lineage: Eukaryota; Metazoa; Chordata; Mammalia; Rodentia; Muridae
Product: melanoma antigen preferentially expressed in tumors-like
Exons: 11
Coding region: 769-2175 (468 amino acids)
Cellular component (GO): cytoplasm
Source: RefSeq, a predicted model, not a curated record
CCAAAGACUAUGGCGCGACCACCACCGCGAACUCCUCUCCAGAAAUGAGCGGCUAACACUGCUGAGGGAGUGGAAAAAUUAAAAAAAAAAUCUUCAAAUUGGCCCACUUAGUUCUCCAUACAUCCUUUCACCCCCUCUUCCAAGAUUUAUAUUCCUGAACCAUUCGUGGUGGCAAUUCCUGGGCUGUGAGAGGAUUUCGAGGUCUGCGUCAACUGGGAUAACGAAAAGUGGACAUUGUUCCUGAUAUUUCAUAGAAUUUGAUCAGCUGUUUUCCAUAGUCUCAUCCAGAGAGAUAGGUCUUCGAUCUUCACUGGAUUCCCAACUCAGACACAUUUGAAGAUUCUUGUAUAGCUUCUGCGAGAGGAAGGAGGCUGGUGCAACCUAAGGCCUUCGUGGGUCUGUAACUUGGGAUUCUCAGUUUCAGCAAUAUUAACCUAUACACAAGGAAUAACCAGUUCUUUCAGUUUCGAGACUAUCUCUCCUGUACUUAUUUUGCAAAAAGGAAAAGUUAUGCACUUUGUUAUAUUGUCCUCUAUGUUAAAGAACUUGAGUGAUAUUUAGAAAGCCCUUGGCUACGGUGAGAUUAAUAAACAGCUGGCAUACUUUCUUCAAGAAGCUGGUAAUAUUUAUCUCAAUCAGCAAGUUAUUCUAUACAAGAACGGUGUCUGAGUGGCAAGUUAUUCUAUCCAAGGACAGUGUCUGAGUGUGUACGAGCUGAUAGUAAAGUUCCCUACACUAGUUUUGACUCAUCGCUAUCCAAAGUGUGUCAUGAUGGAGUUUAUGAUGAUGGAUGAAAGGGACCCAUCUUCGCUUUUGGAACUCGCUAUACAGAGUCUACUGAGCAAUGAGCCUGUAGCAAUUCAUUCCCUGGAAGAGAUCCCAAGGGAGCUUUUUGUUCCAUUGUUCUCUGCUGCCUUCAUGGGAGGAUACAGGAAGACACUGACAGCAAUGGUGAAGAUUUGGCCCUUUACCUGUCUCCACAUUGGAACAUUAAGUGUGCAGGAACCCCAGCGUGCACUUCUGAAAGACAUGGUUGAGUGUCUUCAGUUCCUUCCUGCCCAAGACUCUUCUUCUAGGAGCCCUAAAUUGAGGAUCCUAGAUGUAAGGCAGGGUGUUGACUGCAGGACAACAUGCCCUGAAUUUGGUGUCAGAUCUCCCACUUGUUUUCAUGGCUGUACUCACUCUACACGCUCUAUUCUGAAGUUAGAAAACCACUGCGGCAUUGUAGAUCCAAAGCCUGAGAGUCAAUCCUCAAUGCAGCCUAUGGAACUGCUAGUAGACCUUUCCCUUGAUGGUACCUUGAGGGAAAGGGAAUUUUUUGCUUUGCUUCUGAAUAAAGUAGAGCAGAGCUCAGGGUCUUUGCACCUCUGCUGCCGAGAUCUACAAAUUGAUAGAUUUGCUUAUGCCAGAAACGCUCUGAAGUUCCUUGAUCUAACUUGCAUUCAGAACCUGGCAGUUGAUCAGGCUUCACUGAGUGAAGUAACCACUCUUCUGGCUCACAUGAUCUAUCUGGACAGCCUGAGUCUCUCUAAAAUCACUUUUAGAUCUUUGCAUGGGAAAGUCUUCCGAGUGUUCCUCAACUAUCUUGGGCGGAUGAACUGCCUGAAAGAGCUCAACCUGUCUUCCUUUAGCCUCACAGAUCAUCUGGACAGCCUCCUCAGAGCCUUACCACCUGAUUUGGAUUUCUUGUAUCUGCCGUUCUGUGAAAUAUCUUAUAGAGAUCUUAAAUUUCUGUCCCAGAGUGCCCAGGCCACCCACUUAAAGCUCUUGAAUCUUAGUAACAACCGAAUGUAUUGGGAUGAUUGUGGGCCUUUUCAGAUUCUUUUGCAGAAGCUCUCAAAUACCUUGCAGCAUUUGGCCAUAAAUCAUUGCCAUUUAACAGAUGCCAUCCUCUCUGCUAUUCUGCCAGCCUUAUCUAAGUGUUCCCAUCUCCGUGUGAUUAGCUUUGUCUCUAAUCCCAUCUCCAUGCCUAUGCUCAUGAGAAUUUUUCAUUACUUAACUCCUUUGAUGGAGCUGAAAUAUGUGAUUUACCCUAUCCCUAUACAUUGCUAUGAACAAUGGCAUUUACAUGGCAGCUUAGAUAGGCAGAAGCUAGCUGAUGUCCAAGCACAACUGAAGGCAAUGCUACAAGCAGCAAAGAGGAGUGACAUGAACUGGAUCACCUACUCUCAGUAAACCAACUUUAACCCCAUUUCAACCCCCCAAAUUGGACCUGUUAACUGUUCAAUGUUGUUUUCUUGAGCUUCUAGAGUCUGAUGUAAGAUUCUUCUGUUAUAGAAGACCUAACAUUAGGAUUAAACUGAUUAAAAACAUUAACUCUAUGAAAAU